Salvelinus fontinalis (brook trout) is the source of this 3899-nucleotide messenger RNA. Its product is annotated as guanine nucleotide-binding protein G(s) subunit alpha-like. The transcript has a single exon. The record is from RefSeq and is a predicted model, not a curated record. Lineage: Eukaryota; Metazoa; Chordata; Actinopteri; Salmoniformes; Salmonidae. Gene Ontology annotation, biological process: adenylate cyclase-activating dopamine receptor signaling pathway; sensory perception of chemical stimulus. Bases 543 to 1373 code for a protein of 276 amino acids. Gene Ontology annotation, molecular function: G-protein beta/gamma-subunit complex binding; insulin-like growth factor receptor binding; beta-2 adrenergic receptor binding. Gene Ontology annotation, cellular component: heterotrimeric G-protein complex.
AAAUCUACAAUUUGCGCAAUGCUACAAAGCAAGACAUUCGAAUCAGGGAGGAGCUUCGUGUAAUGAUCGCAUGCCCCCAUUUUAGUGGAAUUGUGUAAAUAUUGUUUCAGAAGUUUACUUUUUAAUUAUCUUUCUUCCACUUGCUUUACUAUCGUUGUGGUGAAGGGAAGAGCAUCUAGCCAUGGCUGCGCUUUGACAGAACUGCAAAGUUUUGAAUUCUGAGCUACUCGUGAAAAUCGAUCGGUUCCAGAAAAUACUGCUAAAGUUCAGUGUGGCUCCACAGUAAGACAUCAUGGGAAUCUCGAUUCGAAAACUCAUUGAGACUUAUUGCUGAAUAUUUACAUUUACAUUACACUUGAGGACUUCAUUGCGGAUUCACAGUGAAAACGUUCUAGGAAUCAACCUUCUGAGAGUGGCAGAGGAUGCUUUCUGUGUCAGACCCAGAGUGACAUUUUACGGGAGGAAGGGGUCUGUUGUAACACUGUCAUUUUCUUAAUUUCUGUAUUUUUUCUUAGGCAAGCCUAGGAAUCUAGUAUUAUUUAAUGAAUAUGGGUUGUCUGUGCAGUAAAGACCAACGUAUUGAGAAGGCACGUAAAGAAUCAAACAAAAGGAUUAAUAAACAGCUGCAAGAAGACAAGCAUAAUAACCAAAUAACUUGCCCGCGCCAGUUGCUACUGUUAGGAGCUGAUGAAUCUGGGCAACGCACGAUAGUAAAUCAGAUGCGCUGUUUACAUGUGGAACGCACUGCACAGGAGAAAAUACAUUACAUACAAAACAACAGUAAAAAGGCUUCAGGGGUGUCCGAGACAUUUUUCGAGGUGGAUGGUAUCCAUUUUCAUGUAUCUAAUGUUAGAGGUCAGAGGUACGAAAGCAGAAAGUGGAUGCGGUGUUUUGCUGACGUGUGGGAUGUUAUUUUUGUGGUGGACAGCAGCAGCUAUGACAUGGUGAUGCAGGAAGACAGCCAGACCAACGGGCUGCGGGAGGCACUAAACCUCUUCAAGAUCAUCUGGAACAACAGGUGGCUAAGGACCCUUCCUGUCUGGGUCUUACUGAACAAACAGGACCUCCUAGCAGAGAAGAUUUUGGAGGGAAAAUCAAAAAUGGAAGAGUAUUUCCCAGAAUUUGCACACUACACUAUGCCGGAAUUUUCAACACCAGUACCAGGGGAGGACCUUCGUGUCACCAGGGCAAAGUACUUCAUACAUGAUGAGUUUCUGAAGAUCAGUACAGCAGGCCAACUAGACGAAAGGGACUGUCAUCUGGUUUUCACCUGUGCAGUUGACACGGAAAACAUCCGGCUCUUCUUUCGUGUCUUGACAGAUAGCCAGCUUGGUAGAUUUUCGACACUGAGACACUUAUUUUUCACCGACUGAGACAAAUUUAAUUACUGACUUAAUUACUUUGCAUAAAAUAACUUGAGAUUUGACUUUGGCAGUGUUCCAGGCCAACUACAUUGCAGUUGCUAAAUCUCACAAUGCCUGAAUAGGUGUUGAACAUAUCCACUAACCACAUCAUAUAAUAUAGCACUCUGACUGCAAUGUUGAUGACUGCAAUUUAUUCGACCUGGAACAUGGCCUACGACUUGUAGACUCCGCUGACAUGAGAUACUGUUGAGUUAAAAUAUGUUUGUACUGUUUUGUUACUCACUGCGGCAUAUAGUCUUCUGAAAUAGGACCGCAAACCAAGCCAAUUUGAGUAAACAGAACUAACCUUCUGUCAACGGUGGUGUAACACUCUCUGAGCCAGCCAAUGGUGGGGAGCUUGUCACGCUGGGCCAUGGCACACAGGUACACAAUGACGUAGUUCUCCGCAACCAUCAGGUCCAACGUUCCCACAACGUAUCUGCAAUGUUUAGUGGUGCUGUGGUUAGGAAUGUCGACCUGAAGAGUGGCCAAUUCAGAUAGUGUUUUACUAAGACUGUGGCUUCUCAUCAAUUAGCUCUCAGACCUGAACAGGUUGUCCAUGACAUGCGGGUAGUUCUCCAUGUUGUUUUCAGGGAGAUAGCAGGAAGAGAACACAAUGAUGUCAUUAGACCCUUCUCCAUAGUAACCUAGAAGGAAAACAUUAUUUGGAUGAGGCAAAAAUGAACAUGCAAAAAAUAAGUCAAGAUGCUCGUUCUGUCAUCCGAGUUGAUCUCACAAAAAACGGUCACAUCCGAAUUCCAUGAGCCUGAGAAAAGCUCACAUUCUUGCAUAAUGUCAGUUAGGUAAGUGCGACAGAUUAAGUGAGUGCUGGGAUUCUGGACUCACCCCCAUGUGACAAGACUCGAAGGAAAGGAUCCAGUACACUCAUGUUGACCAGACUCUCCUGAAGCGGAUCUCCUGUGCGGAACCGGCGCCACCUAGUGCCCUGGCUGUCCACUUGGUCUUGGUCAAGAGAGCCCACUCCCAUCUGCUCUGGUACUGACUCACGGGCCUUAUGGAAACAUGAUGCCACUCCCAGACGAAGCAGGUCAUCUGUGAAUGGGAAUAAUGUUUCAAUGGUCAAUUUCCCAUACCGUACUGUAGAUAACAAAAUGUAUAGACGGAGAGUGGUUGUGUACUGUCUAUAAUAUGUUAUAUCUAUGGGGUCAAGAUCAUCUAAUGCAAAGUAUAUAUAAAGGGAAUAGCUAUAUAUUGUGAAUUUCCCAAAAUAGCCUAUUUGUGUCUAUCCCAUGAGAAAAAUAUAAUCCAAGUGAAAGUUGUUCAAUAAGUUCAUUGGCCUGUCUUGGACCUGUGAGUGAAGAAACGGACCAAAGAUAAAGGCUGUUAGUCUGUCCUGUCCACUGCACCCAGUUCUCACCCUCCAAAUCCAUGUUGUGCACUGGAAAAUGGAGGGACUCGCUGUCCGAGGGCGUUUCCAUGGCAUCCAAGUCGAUGUCCAGCCCCAAAUCGUCAUCAUCGGGGGAGGGAGAGAGGGCAGCUGUGGCAUAGUCGUCGGACACCGCCGAGUCACUGCGAUCCAGCGUCAGACUUAGGGCUGGGGCCACCAGGCGCUUUUUCCUGGAUCGGGGCCCUGUCAGAGCCAGGCUGCUGGGCGGGGCUACCAUGACAUUUAAUCAUCAUGAUUUGCAUUUAUAUGGAGCUUUAUAACAGUGACUGUGAUGUUACAACAUUGCCAUUUUGAAUUGAAGUGUUACCUGGCCUGUCAUCAGCAGCUAAUGUGGGGUUCCCCGAGACUGCACCUGUGCCAUGAACAUUCCUGGGAGGUGACCUACAAUGUUUAGAGAGGUCAACAAUUACAUUUCUAUGGAAUUUUUAUUAGAUAUAGGUGUUUCAUUGUGAAAAAACACUUGUUUGGAUAUUUGGUAUGUUGAUAAUAUAAGAAAAACAAUUCAGUCUGAUGACCAUGACCUCUGACCUGGGAAUGUAAAUGUCAUCCUCCUCCUUCUCCAUUUCUUGCUCUUCCUCUCUUGGCUCCAUGUUGUUGCUGUGCAGGUUUUCAGUGCCAAGUUUCCUGAUAGAUGUUGUCAGAGUAAUAGCAAACCUUUUGGCCCGGAGAAAUUAAAAAUCCAAACUGCUAUUACAGCUCAGGAGCAACUUUAGCUGUAACUUCAUAUUUGUAUUUGAGGAGAAUAAAGGGUGUAAAAAUAAAUGAUGAUGAAUGUCAUGGACAUACGGUAACAAGUUAAAAAAAAUAAACACUAACACCAACAGGUUCAUGUCUGAUCAGUUCUGCCAAAUUAUCGGAUAAUGAGGGAUUUGUUCCUCUGCUGGCCUCUAGUGGAAAACGCACAGUGUUCAUUUGUAUUGAGUGCAAUAUAGGUAGUACGGUAUAUAAGCCAAGGCUAUCAACAACCACUGUCUGUCACCAUUUUGUACUUUCUUUUUCAAAGCUUGUAUUAUAAUGAAAAUGUAGAAUCACUUGUAGAAUGUAAGACCCUUUCACCAGUGAGAACACAUUAAAUUGCACCAAUAUCA